Molecule: messenger RNA, 2130 nt
Organism: Drosophila melanogaster (fruit fly)
Lineage: Eukaryota; Metazoa; Arthropoda; Insecta; Diptera; Drosophilidae
Gene: spartin
Product: spartin
Exons: 4
Coding region: 296-1957 (553 amino acids)
Cellular component (GO): early endosome; lipid droplet; presynaptic membrane
Source: RefSeq, marked reviewed
GAAAGUAAGCAAAUCAAAACAAAGAUGGAAAAACUUGGAACAUUCAACUCGAAUGGAAAACACACAUUUUAACAUGUUAUUUACGAAUUUAAGUGAUAUUAGGCAAACGAUAUUCUCACUUUAAAGGUGUGCGACUAAACAGGAGCAGAAAAUAAUUCGUAAAAUUAGUGAGAAAAUAGCGAAAGAGAGCGUUUCUCUGUUUGCUUUCUAAAUCAUUAGGUGACUUGGUGGGCAAAGUGCAGAUUAAACGCUCAGAAUCAGACGAAACCAAAACCCAAAGGUAUUAAAGGCCGCGAUGGCGGAGGAGGAAAGCGAAUUCCUGGAGGCCUAUGCUGGCAUCAGAACAGCCUACAAAGCGGCCAUGACUCAGGUGGACCUGGCCGUAAGUCACGAGGAGCAGGAAUCCCCCGGCCAGGCCAUUGUGGCCUAUGAGCUGGCCCUGCGUAUGAUAGAGGACACCUUCGGCAUUCCAGUAGGUCUUCCCAACAAGAUCGACACCGUGCAGGCGGAGUGGAACGACGCCUGUGCGCUGAUCCAAAAGCUCAAGAGCGCCGAAACGGAAUUGAGAUACCGCCUCAAAGUUCUGCGAUCCCAGAAACAAUCCAUUGAUGAUUCAGCCGUGGAGGCCACGGAGGAAAGUCGAGCAGAGAUGGAUACAAAAAGGCCGCCGUUGCUGGCGGAAAACCCCUCCACGCAAUAUGGCAUAGCCAAUGCUAGCGGAGCACCAAAAACCUACAGAGAGCUCGCUGCCGGCUUGCGGGAGCUCUUGGCUGUUCGGGACGCCAAAGUCUUGCUCGAUGAGCUCUUCCGUGCACAGGUCAAAAUGUACCGAAUCGAAGCCAGUGGAUCAGUAACCACCAUAAGCGGCUCGUCAACUAUGUCAUUGGUAAUGUGCACCGUGGGUGGCAAAUGGAAGUACCUCAGUGGCAUCUACUUCAUUCAGUGCUCCAUGCCAAAUGAGGGGACUGCAGGGAUUUGGCUUUACCCCCUGGUUCCCUCGAUCACAAACUGCUACCAAACAGAGUACGGAGCCUUUAUUUUUCCUGAUAUGGAGUGCCAGCAGCCGGGCAAUGCAUUUGGUUUGAUGCUAACGAAGGAGGGCCAGACAUCGCGCACGGAGGACGAACUGGAGGAUCUUCAGCAGUUCUUUCUUGACCUGUUGGAGGCCGUACUCGCUGGCACGGUAGUGCAGCUGAAAUCGCCGACCUCCCAACGUGCUGGCCUAGCUUCAGAUACCGUUUCCGGGUCGGAGCAGGUGUCCAGACACAUUGUAAGUGCGGCUGAUUUCAUUGCUAGUAACCUGGUACGGGGCGCCGAGAAGACAGGAGGCUUUAUGCUUAGGAGUACUCCGUAUAUCAUUUCCAAGAUGACGCCAGCCUCGAUGGAUGCUCAGGUGCCCAGCUCCGUCCAAACUUCAGUUGAGGUGGCCCAAAAAGUGACGCACGCCGCAGCCGGAAUGACAGGAUGGAUAGCUGGAAAGGUGGGCACUGCUUCAAUGGCAGUCGGCCGCUACCUGGCUCCCCACAUUCAGGAGCAAGGCUCUAAACUGCUGCAGAAGGGAUUUGGCUACGACACCAGCGAGGCUAAUAGCACCAUGGAGGGCGCCAUGACCAUCGCGGCAGGAGCCGUGGAAGGAGUGAGCACCGUAUUCGAUGGCCUCGAGACUUCCGCCAAGAUCCUAGGCUCCAGCCUCAGUGAAAACUCCGUCAAGAUAAUCGAACACAAAUAUGGCCAGCAGACGGGGAAUCUGGCUAGUGGCACCUUUGACACGGUGGGCAACGUUUUCGUGGUCAGUCAGAACGUGAACUACAUAACCCCGAAGGGCAUUGCCAAGAAAAUGGUCAAACGAACAGGAGAAGCUGUGGUCAGUGACUACAAGCGAGACUUACGCAAAUCGGAAUCUCAUUAUAUUAAUGCCGGAUCUCUUUAUCCGGAUCUUCGAGCUUUGAAGGAAUAGCGGGAAAACCAAAGGAAUUUAUCACAUGUUAUUAUUAUUAUUAUUAUUAUUAUUAUUAUUAUUAUUAUUAUUAUUAUUAUUAUUAUUAUUAUUAUUAUAUUGAAAUAUUUAUAUGCCAUUUAUAGCUUCUAAUUAAAAGAAAAAAUAUAAAUAAAUAUUAUGUUCAAUAACAC